Molecule: messenger RNA, 3075 nt
Organism: Sinocyclocheilus anshuiensis
Lineage: Eukaryota; Metazoa; Chordata; Actinopteri; Cypriniformes; Cyprinidae
Product: high affinity cationic amino acid transporter 1-like
Exons: 12
Coding region: 258-2213 (651 amino acids)
Biological process (GO): L-ornithine transmembrane transport; L-arginine import across plasma membrane
Cellular component (GO): plasma membrane
Molecular function (GO): L-arginine transmembrane transporter activity; L-lysine transmembrane transporter activity; L-ornithine transmembrane transporter activity
Source: RefSeq, a predicted model, not a curated record
UACCUUACACGUCGCAAAUGACCCCACACACUCACACACCACCUGUCAGGAGACUCCGAGCCCACAUAACCACAGACAGCCUGAGCUGGAGGACACACACAAUCUGAGGGAAGUUUUCCUGCAACACAACAAGUAUCAGUGGAUCCGGUCUGCUCUGCUCUGAGACCAGCUGCAAGGUAAACAACACAUCUGAACAAUAGAGGAGAAGAAACUUUGAAAAACGAGGCACAAAAAGAAGCUGUCGUCAAAUCAAAUUAAUGAUGGUUUUGAAAAAGCUUCUGGGUUUCGGGAAACAGCUGCUGAGAGUGAAGGUUGUCGACUGCAACUCAGAGGAAUCGCGACUCUCCCGAUGUCUGAACACCUUCGACCUGGUGGCUCUUGGUGUGGGCAGCACCUUGGGAGCUGGGGUGUAUGUCCUCGCUGGAGCGGUUGCCCGGGAAAAUGCCGGACCGGCCAUCGUGCUUUCGUUCCUCAUCGCAGCCCUGGCCUCAGUGCUCGCAGGCCUCUGUUAUGCAGAGUUUGGGGCAAGAGUGCCAAAAACGGGCUCAGCGUACCUGUACAGCUAUGUGACUGUAGGGGAGCUAUGGGCCUUUAUAACUGGCUGGAACCUUAUACUUUCAUACGUUAUAGGUACAUCAAGUGUUGCCAGAGCUUGGAGUGCCACAUUUGAUGAGCUCAUUGGAAAGCAAAUUGAGCAUUUUUGUCGACAAUACAUGUCUAUGAAUGCUCCGGGCAUUCUGGCGGAGUACCCAGAUAUGUUUUCCGUAUUCAUCAUCCUCACUCUCACAGGCCUUCUGGCCUUCGGGGUGAAGGAGUCAGCCAUGGUCACCAAAGUGUUCACCUGCAUCAACAUCCUGGUGCUGUUGUUCAUGGUUGUAUCUGGACUGGUCAAAGGUACACUGAAGAACUGGCACCUGGACCCUGAUGAGAUUCUUAACGGAAACAAUUCCACCAUCAACAGUGCCACACAGCCCCUGCCAACAGAAGAGAUUCUGGGUGAAGGUGGGUUCAUGCCUUUCGGCUUCACAGGGGUCUUAUCAGGGGCCGCUACCUGCUUUUACGCCUUUGUUGGGUUCGACUGUAUCGCAACUACAGGUGAGGAGGUGAAGAACCCCCAGAGAGCCAUUCCCAUCGGCAUCGUCUCCUCCCUCCUUAUCUGUUUUGUAGCGUACUUUGGUGUAUCGGCCGCCCUCACCUUGAUGAUGCCGUAUUACAUGCUGGAUAAGAACAGCCCACUUCCCGUGGCCUUUAAGUAUGUCGGCUGGGAAGGAGCCACGUACGCUGUGGCGGUAGGCUCCCUUUGCGCCCUGUCCACCAGCCUGCUUGGCGCCAUGUUCCCCAUGCCCCGUGUCAUCUGGGCCAUGGCUGACGAUGGCCUGCUCUUCAAAUUCAUGACUGGGAUCAACGAGAGAACAAAAACUCCCAUACACGCCACUAUAACAGCAGGCUUUGUCGCAGCUAUUAUGGCUUUCCUGUUUGACCUGAAGGACCUGGUUGAUCUGAUGUCUAUAGGAACUCUUUUGGCCUACACACUGGUCGCUGCCUGUGUUCUAGUACUAAGGUACCAGCCCGAGCAGUUUUCUCCAACAUAUCACAUAGCCAAAACACAGGAAGAGAUGGAAAUGAGUGAGACCAUAAGUACGCCCAGCAUGGGGAUUCUUCCUGGCAUAGAAGAGCGUUUCAGCUUCAAAACACUGAUCUUCCCCAGCAUCACUGAACCCUCCAACCUUUCAGGCUUCACCGUUAACGUCUGUGCGAGUCUGCUUGGUCUGCUGAUCUUCAGCUUCAGUCUGAUGGCCGUCCUGGGCGGAAGUGCAAUGUGGAAUAUUGUCGCUCUCUGUGUCUUGUUCAGCAUGUGUGUCAUUGUCACAUUUAUCAUCUGGAGACAACCCGAGAGUAAAACCAAGCUCUCUUUUAAGGUUCCUUUACUUCCAUUCAUCCCGGUGGUCAGCAUGUUUGUCAACGUGUACCUGAUGAUGCAGCUGGACAGGGGUACUUGGAUCCGAUUCGCCAUCUGGAUGUCUAUAGGACUCAUAAUCUACUUUGGCUAUGGAAUCUGGCACAGUACUGAAGCCACACUGGCCCAUUCCAGUAUGGACGAGGAACUGAGUGUGUACAAACCCGCCCACGGCCUAAACAGGGACAGUGUGACCCCGGAAAAGGAGGCUUUCCUCUGUAAUGGAUCACGGGGUGAUGAGGACGGAGAUCUCUAAUGUGGAACAGUGUUACAUUAUUUACUAAAACUUUACAUGAAAGCACACCUUUCAUGUAAAGUUUUUGUGGUUGUGAGGUUGUGAGGAGCACAGGCCGUUGGAAUCGAACCCAUUUAACAAUGUCACUUCCUUGUCAAGAAGUCUAAGAGUUUUAAGUGAGUGGAGUCACUUAAAACACAACUCAAGGGUUUCGUUUCCUACUUCAGAAAUGUUGAAGAAACCAAAACAGGCACAGGACCUUUUAUUGAGUGGUUGUAGAAUAAAAAAAACAAUGUAGGCAUCUGUGAGCUGCAGUAUUUCAUGUUGACGGCUGCUUUUACUGAAUGAUCUAACUGAACUUGUGCCUUUUGUCUUACUAUUGCAAUUGAAACUAACCAGAAUUGCUUGAUCUAAAUCUUAGAUGUCAGUGUUUAGGGUUUUACGUAUCUGAACAUGCCUUUACAAAGGAGGAAAUCAAAUCAUGCUUGGCUUUUCUGCUGAAUUUGUAGUGUCUGAGCAGUCCCAUUUAGAAACCUUUUCUGGCUGAUUUGAACUGCCCUGAUCCAGAAUUUGUAGGUUUUUGCUGGUCCACCUAGAUUAGACCUUUAGAUAGUACUGCCACCUGGUGGUGUGGUGGUAGGGCAGUCACCAGGGUUAGUUGCUUUUAUCUGUCACAGUGCUGGCUACUGUGUCGUCUAUGCAGAUUGAGUCUGCCUCUUCGUCUGCGUCUUAAUGUUGCAUAAGCAGGUGUUUUUUUAGGAUAUUUGGAGAGAAGUUGAUAAAUAGGGGUAUGUUUAGGUCAUUUAAGGUGUUUGGACAUGAAUCAUUGUGAUACACCAUUGUGUUUAUGUCAGUCAAAAUAUUUGAAAUAAUUUCUAGGUAC